Molecule: messenger RNA, 4532 nt
Organism: Patella vulgata (common limpet)
Lineage: Eukaryota; Metazoa; Mollusca; Gastropoda; Patellidae
Product: Fanconi anemia group D2 protein
Exons: 1
Coding region: 178-4425 (1415 amino acids)
Biological process (GO): double-strand break repair involved in meiotic recombination; homologous chromosome pairing at meiosis; mitotic intra-S DNA damage checkpoint signaling
Cellular component (GO): nucleus; condensed chromosome
Molecular function (GO): DNA polymerase binding
Source: RefSeq, a predicted model, not a curated record
UUUAUGGAUGAAACCUCAUGUCAGAUUAAUAAUACGAAUGUAUACGGUGUCAGUUACGUCAGUAUAAGAAAAUACAGUCAGAUUGUGAUUACAUGUACACCCAAUGCUAAACCUGCUUUUGGUUGUUGACUGAAAAUCUAUUUUGUUAAAUGCUACAAAGCGGAAGUUAUUAUCAACAUGGUAAAGUUAACAGAUUCACAUUCAGUUGUUAAAGGAAAAAGAAAAGGCUCCAACACAGGAAACUUGAUUAAAAAAGCAAAGUGCAGUGAUAGUUUUGGUGAUGCCUCAGUAUUCUGUGAGCUGGUUGGUAAUGCUGGGAUCUCUCUUAAAGAUGGCAGUACAAAUAAUGAAAUUAAUGUAAACCAGACUACUUUUCAAAAGAAACUAUCAGUAACAUUAAAAAAUCAUGGAAACUAUCCAGAGGUUGUCGAUGAUGUUAUCGAAGGAUUACAGUCAUAUAUUUUAGAACCUAAAAGAUUUCGUAAAAUGUUGAUGCCAACAAUUACUAGCGUUGAUUGUGAUAGUGCCAGGGCGUCUAUACAAGAUAGUGUUAUUCAUAUUUUGAUGGGUAUUGAUAUUUUACAGAUGCAGGUGAUGAAUCUUGUCCUGGAAAAGCUUCCUGAAAUUACAGCAGAUGAUGAUCAUUGUGAUGAAAAUGGGGAAAAGCUAUUAAUGCCCAAAUUACUCUUGAGUCAGUUCUUAUGGCUAGAUAAAAUAAUAGACUGCAAGUGUCUUACAACAAGGAUGAUUGAAAUGAUCAGUAUCACGUCUAUAGAUGUACAGAGAGAAAUAAUAACAUGUUUACCGGAUAUAGUAGAAGACUCAGAACAUUCUACAGUUGCAAAAGCUCUUAGAGAUUUUAUAUUGGAGAGCAAUAAGUUGAUUUUACCUGUUCUGGAUGCAUUAUCAAAUUUGAACCUUUCUCCAGAACUUAUAACAGAAAUAAGGGAAUCAGUAUUAAAAAAAUUGGAUUCUAUAGAAUUAGAAAAUUUGCCAAUUGUUAUAAAAUUCCUCUUGCAAACUGUCUCAAUUCAAGAUACGUGUGAGGUUGUUAGAGAAAUUCGACGCAAGUUAGUUUUGAAAACUGGUAUGACAAAGUCAUCCACAGAUUCCUUGAACAAAUUGAUGCAUACAUCUGAGAAGGGAUUGGUAGCACUUAUUUUGGAAGCAAUUAAAACAGGAAUUAAUUUUCAGAAAAGUGUGGCAGAAGGUUUUAUUAAGGCAAUAGAAGAAAUCAGAAAUCCAAAUGAUCAGAAAACAAUUGAUGUUUGUAUACUUUUUGUUAUCUAUUCGACAAAUCGAAAAAAGACAGUAGAAAGUUUGUUCCGGAAUAAAAUUCGUACUGGUUGUUUUUCAGAAGAUUUGUUUCAUACAACGCUUAAUUCACAUUCACAGGCUCUACAGGACUUUUUCCCAAGUAUCCUAUCUUUAGCUGAGGUAUUAUUAAGAUCCCCAGAGCCAACUAUAAAUUCCCUAGCCUGUUUUCUUUAUAUGCAGUGUUUUAUUGUCUUUGAUGCUUUGUGCAAACAGGAUGUGAUUGGUAAUCUUGUUAUGCAUAUUGGGAGUGGAGCAGAUGAUGAAAUCAAUUCAUCAUUAGACAUUCUUUCACAUCUCAUAGAAAAUCAUUUGAAGUCAAUGAUACCUUAUGCUGUAUUAGUAAAGGGUGUUCUGGAUUAUUUAGAUAAUCUGUCUAUUACACAAAUACGUAAUCUUUACUCCAUGUUGAGUUGUUUGGCUUUUUACAGUUCUGCAGAAACCAGUCCCAUACAGGAUGACAUGCACAUUAUUAUCCGGAAACAACUCUCCAGUUCGAAUCCUAAAUACAAAUGUAUUGGUGUUAUUGGUGCUGUCAUGGUUGUUAAAAUUAUUGCUGCUGUCGGUGACAAAAGAGAAUCUUUAAAUGAAGAACUAUGUCACCAAGUUGUAAGUUUGUUACAAUUGGUGAGAAAUAGUAGUUCAGUUUUGCCUGAAGUAUUUGCUCUCUUUAUGGAUGAACUGUCAACAGUUUUGAUAAAAGGUGAACUUGCAUCCACAAUUAUGGAAUGGAUUUCGGAUAAUGUUACCUGUGAUUUCCAAGAUGAUUUUGUUGUGGAUAUUGAACAAGAAAAGUUAGAAAAGCAGUGGUUUGUUCCUAUGGAGUUAUGUCUUGGAUUGAACAAUAUAGAAGAAAGUACCAUUGCUAUAGAUCUUUUACCACUGGUUAUGAGAAAUGCUGUUAGAGAUUCCUUUAUUCGAGGUACUCAAAGAAUUCCUGAGCCUAUGUGUUUGUCUUCCCAUUUCCGUUUGGUACAAGUAUGUGAGAAAAGACAAGAAGAUGGUAAUUUGGAAGGAAUCGAUGCAUUACUAGGUUGUCCGCUGUACACUGUUCAGAGAGCUGUUGUUGAUAAGAUAUCCUUAUUAUCACAGAAAGUUAAAGCAGCUAUUUGCAAAACAUUGUUUCAUGAAGUAAAUUGGUUUAUUGAGAUUGUUAAUGGAUUUGCACUACAAAGUGAUAGAGAAAUGAAGAGAAAAGUUGUCUACAGAUUACAGAACAUUCUAGAUAGUUGCAAGCUAUUGGAGAUAUUUUUAGCAGAAACAACUCAUUUUAAAGCACCAUUAGCACAUUUUGAUCUUGAAGAUCAAAAAUUGUUAUGUGAUCAAUCCAGUUCUAGUGACGGUUCGAAACGUCCUAUGGAAAAGAAAUUGGAAAAGGAGGAUUCAAGUGACUUAAAUGAAACAUCUAACACUUCCUUUCAAAAUCUAGAGGAAUCACAAAGUGCCAAGGAACUGGUUACUAGGGAAGGAAAGGUGGAAUGUAGAGUAUUAUCAUUACAAGCAAAUUACAGACACUAUUUUAGAGAAUUAGACAUGGACGUUUUUAAUUUAUUGCAAAUAGUCCUUAUAUCUGGGCCUGCAGUGGAUACAGAUGGCAAUAAUAAGACUCGGACAACAGAAUUGUUGAAAUUGACACCUCCUCAAUUAAAUUUUUUGUUAAAAGAUUUGGCAGAGAAGUUGGCGCAUGCUUUGACAACACCCAAAAGGAGAACUGCAUUCAAGACCAAAAGAGCUAGACAUGCAGUGUUCUCUCAUCUUGAUCAGUAUUCAUCAAAAGAAAUAGCCACUAAAGUCAUUGAUCUACUACCUUCAUUAUGCACACAUUUAGAGGAAGCACAUGCUUUUCUCCAGAUUCGAAUUUCAGAUGAUGAUUACAUGGUAGAUGGAUUGGAAUCAGAGGGUAGAGAACUGGAAACCAUGUCAGCUGUUUUCAAACAUUUAAUUGAAUCCUUUUUUUAUCUUUUCACAUGGAAUGGAUUUCUUAUGAAUGAAAACAAUUGUUUAUUAAAAAGUGCACUGGCUGAUCUAGUUUCACAUGUUAAAAAUAAACAUUUAAGGCAAGAUUCUCAGCAGUACCUAGUAAGGGAAACCUUUCAGUACUUUAAGAACUUUUCUACUACAAUCACUGACUUGGAGACUGGCUUGAUGUUAAUAGAACUAUUGAAAGCUUUGGCAGAUAUAGACAAGAGUAGUGAGUUAUACCCUGAAAUUGCUACACUAUCCAAUGAGAUGUUAAAGCAGAAAUGGCUGAGAACAGAUGGUGAGAGAGCGAAAGGAGCUAAACAUAACGAGCAGCUAAAAACAGUUAUCAGGUAUUAUAUGAUACACACUGAAGAUCCGAUCAAGUCUAUUGAAGCUUUAGCUUCAAAAGCGUUUCCGGAGUUGAUGGAAGCAGACAGAAAUAGUUGUUCUGAAACUUACAAAUCUCUUACAAGGAAUUCCCUUCCAGUUUAUUUCCAUGUUAUAUUCAGCCAACUGGUGGAAAGUAGUAAAUUGAUUUCUACAGUAAAGCCAACAGACAAUGAGCAGUUGAAAGAGGACCAAUUAAUAAAAUGGAAUAUUGCUGUGAGAAUACAUCACAUCUUAGUUGACUUGUUAAAGGUAUUUGAUGGAAGGGGAAUACUUGGUACAGUGCUAAAGUAUGGUCGACAGUUUGUAGAAGUGUUUCAUAGACAAGCUAUGCCUUUACUGGAUGGUAUGUUUAAAUUUCACCGUGAAGAUGUGCAAAGUUUAUUAAAAGCGCUGCAACUUAGUACCAGAACUUUACACCAUCUGUGUGGACAUUCUAAGAUAAUUAAAGAUGUAUCCUUAACAACCCAAGUACCAUUGAUGAAGAAAGCUUUAGAAACAUUGGUUUAUAGAGUUAUGUUAAUGCUAACUGUGAAUAAAUGUCACGAAGCAUUCUGGAUGGGUAAUUUGAAAAACAGAGAUUUGCAGGGAGAAGAAAUAUUAUCUCAAGGCUCAAGACUAUCUGUAAAUAUAGAGAAUACAGAUAAAAACCCAGAACAAGAGGCAUCGUAUGAAGAAUUAAAUGAAACGGAUGCACCAGACAUAAAUAUGAGUGAUGAUGAGAAAGAAUCUGAGGAUGCAUCAUGUAGUGAAAUAUUCUAAUUAAAAAUCUGAUUUAUUUUUAAAAUUAAACUAAUUAACCGAAAAGUAGGAAGUUCUAAAAACAAUUUUCAAUGACAAUAUUCCAAUAGGACAGACAUAAUCCUAAC